Molecule: messenger RNA, 2291 nt
Organism: Cydia pomonella (codling moth)
Lineage: Eukaryota; Metazoa; Arthropoda; Insecta; Lepidoptera; Tortricidae
Product: phospholipase A1 VesT1.02-like
Exons: 2
Coding region: 61-1098 (345 amino acids)
Molecular function (GO): lipase activity
Source: RefSeq, a predicted model, not a curated record
UUGUUGAUCUCAUUGUACUUCAGUUGCAAGUAGAUCACCGGCAGAUAACGUUGUCAAAUCAUGAACAAAAUCAUCUUUUGUGUGUUGUUUGUGAACUAUAUUAGUGAUACAAGUGCGUUAGGCAGAGGCGAUUUGGAAAAGUAUGGGCCUUUUCAUCAAGCGCUGUACUCGAAAUAUAUCAAAUGCGACCACGAUAAACACACCAAUCUAGACGUCAGCUUAGUCAAAGUCUAUUUCUACGACUUCAGCAGAAAUGAAGUCAACACAUUUCCAAUUGCCGAAGCAGCCGACGGUAUCCUCAACUACUCAGGCCUCGACAUCAUGAGACGCUUCAUCAUCUUCGUGGGCGGCUAUAAGUCCAAUAUCAACAAAAACACUGAACAACGCGUCAGAGAUACAUUCAGAGACUUCCCGAACAGCUACUUAAUCAUUCUUGAUCAUUCUCCUUAUACCAAUGAGAAGCCAGGAUACUUAAAAGGCUACGAAAGAGCAGUUCAGUAUGUGUACUAUAUAGGAAAGGCGUUAGGUGAAAUGCUAGCUGAUUUAAGAAAAGGAGGCAUAUCACCACAAAGCAUACACUGUAUAGGACAUAGCUUAGGUGGACAAAUGCUUGGUUAUACAGGCCAGACCUUCAUUGAUAUAACUGGAGAAAAAAUAUGGAGAAUAACUGCUUUAGAUCCCGCUGGACCUUGCUUUUCCAACAGCGUAAUUGAAGACCAAGUAAGAUCCGGAGUGGCUGAAUACGUCGAGGUAUACCAUUGUAACGCUGGUGGAUUAGGAUCUUCAAGCGUUUUGGCUGAUAUAGACUUCUUUGUGAACAAAAAAGGCGAGUCCCAACCGGAAUGUGGAACACCAUUGAUACCAGGUAUUUUCGACUCUUCAAAAGCAGCCAAAUGUAGUCACAAAACAUGUGUUACAUUAUGGACGGCCUCGGUGAAGCAUCGUGACUGGUUCUUAGCGUGGAAGUGCGAUUCGUAUAAAGAGUUUAAGAAGGGUGAAUGUCAACCUGAUGAUGUCACUCAGGCUGGUUUCUGGAACCCUGGUAAUGCGACUGGCAUUUAUUAUUUCUCUACGGAAGGGUAUAAUUUGAAUCUAUAAAGUUAGAUAAGCAAUAAAAUAAGGAAAUAUAUCAAUAUUUUUAACUAAGCAAUACAAAAUAUUAGUGUAGACCAAGGUAGUUAAGACUUGCUUUAUAGUAAGUUAUGAGGAAAUAUUCUUCUGAAGAAGAAUUUUGUAGAUGGAAAUUCCGGGAUAAAAACGACACGAUGAUAAUUCAAAUAAAAUAGUAGAGUGAAAAUAAAGAAUAAGAUCCACCACUAAAAGAUUAACCACGUUUGCUGCAGAGUACUACAGCACCAUAAUGUUAAAAUUUUAGAGAAUAAGAUAUUUGGAGCAGAAAUUUUAACAGUCUUUUUUUCCUGAGUGUACUAUAACCAACUAAGUAUAGUUAUAGUAACCAAAACGCUCCCUACUAUAUAGUCCAAAAAUUAACCUAAAUAUCAGGCAUGAAUAUUUUUUGAAUUUCGUACAUCUAAGGCAAAAUAUUUGUAUGUAAUGGAUGGAAUAACUCAGAAGAAACCAAUAAUGAUUGGUAUUGAUACUGAAUGAUGUAUUGUGGACCAUAGUGGAGUCAUUCUCAAAAAAAUAUGCUUGCGGUUCAAUUGAAGCGACCCAUACAAAAUGUAUGAAAAGAGCCGUUGCAAUUAGACGCAUUCGCAGACAUAUUCUCAGAGAAUGACCCAGUUGUAGUACUGGAUCUUAAAGAAAGGACUCUCACUAUUUUCCCCCUGUAAAUAGUUCUAAUUUCAAAUAUAAAUUAAACCCAAUGAUGAAGUGUUAUAAAUGUUAUAACAGUAGGUAAGUAACAGUGUAACUAAAUACAAGUUCGACAUUAAUAAUUAUUCUGUAGGUAUUGCUCCAAUAUACCGUUUCUCAGUCUACUGUAACCGUGAUUUUCGAGUAAAUAAUACAUGAUUUGUAUUCAGCCACAGUGUUGGUAAAACUAGAUUAAUCACGCUUCGUGGGGAUUCCCUGAGGCAAACAUGUUGUUACGGUAUUUGAGCUUUAUUUAUAGGGGAUGAAGGGUGUUAAUAGAUUCUUGUGACAAGCGUAAAAUAAGGGCAAAUUUGACAAGUUCAAGAGCAAUUAUAAGGUUACACGCAUGACCUUGCUUUGCUUAGAGUGUAGAAUAUGUAUAAUUUUGAAUUGUUGAUUACGUAACUUCGGCAUAUUGAAUAUUGUAUGUUUAUCUUUCAUCGAGAAUAGGUAAAUAUAGACCGAUAUUCCCAAAC